Pogona vitticeps (central bearded dragon) is the source of this 3152-nucleotide messenger RNA. RefSeq names its product RAB31, member RAS oncogene family (gene RAB31). The record is from RefSeq and is a predicted model, not a curated record. Gene Ontology annotation, molecular function: GTPase activity; GTP binding. NCBI's taxonomy places the organism in Eukaryota, Metazoa, Chordata, Lepidosauria, Squamata, Agamidae.
GCGGCAGUCGCUGCCCCAGAGAAUGGAAACCGCGUAUCCUAAAAUAUGCUGAAGCGCAGCUUAUUUCAUACGUGUGGGGUUUGGGUGAGGAAAGCACCAAAAAGACGCGAGGAGGAGCUGGAGUUGCGGCCGCCGGCGCGGCUGUGCUCAUGUGACCGCCGGCGGCUGCCGAGGGCUGGGGCUGCCCAGAAAUAGCCGCAGCUGCUUUCUCGGUUUCGUGGAGGUUGGGAGUGCGGGAGAGUCUGGGGGAUUGGCUCCUCCAAAGGAUGCGAAGCCUCUAUGCCCCAAACAGAUGAUGGCGAUACGAGAGCUGAAAGUGUGUCUGCUUGGAGAUACCGGAGUUGGCAAGUCAAGUAUAGUUUGUCGAUUUGUUCAGGAUCAUUUCGACCACAAUAUUAGCCCCACUAUUGGUGCUUCUUUCAUGACUAAAACUGUGCCUUGUGGAAAUGAGCUUCAUAAAUUUCUGAUCUGGGAUACAGCAGGGCAGGAACGGUUUCAUUCACUGGCACCAAUGUAUUAUCGUGGGUCAGCAGCAGCUGUGAUAGUAUAUGAUAUCACCAAACAGGAUUCAUUUCAUACACUGAAGAAAUGGGUGAAAGAACUAAAAGAGCAUGGUCCAGAAAACAUUGUAAUGGCAAUAGCUGGAAACAAAUGUGAUCUUUCUGAUAUUAGGGAGGUGCCUAUGAAAGAUGCCAAAGAAUACGCAGAGUCUAUAGGUGCAAUUGUUGUUGAGACAAGUGCCAAAAAUGCAAUUAACAUUGAAGAACUCUUUCAAGGAAUCAGUCGACAGAUUCCACCCUUGGAAACUCAUGAAAAUGGCAACAGUGGAACAAUCAAACUUGGAAAGCAGACUGCACAGACCGCUAAGAGAUGUUGUUAAAACCAGCCUGAGCUGGGUUGAUUUACUUGAAAAUAAAAUCAUGUAGUUUGCUUAUUUAUUGAAGUAUAGACUUCAGAAACUCGAUGACAAAACAUCUUGUCUAAAAGCAAUGAAAUCCGUACUCCCAGUGCACAUAGUAGGAGAAAGAACUCCUUCUCAUUAGAUCUGGACAGUUCAAUUUAGCAACAAACUGUUCAAAACAUUAGCUCACAUUUUUUGAAAAAAGUAAUCUUGUUAAACCAAUGGCUGUUUGAAUAGACAUUUUGUUUUAAAAUAGUCAGGUGAAUGUUACAUUUUAUACAAGACCCAGUUUCUUCUGUUUACAAUGCAUUGUUUUAUACUCUGAUUUCACCUUUAUAGAAUAACAAUGUGUGGUAUUUUAACUACAUGAAUGUUGUGUACUAUUUUAUCUUCUACUAGAUUCGGCUUCUGUGGCUUUGUUUUUAGAACAAUAAAUCACUUUUCAGAAGUGUAGAUCAGCUAGUUAUUAUCCAUGAACACAAAAUACAUAAAAACUCUAGCAAUGUUAAAAUACAGUAAUACAAUUCUCGUAGUUUUUAGUUUGAAGGUCUUGUUUUGUCUGUAUUUGAAUAGCAAAAAUACCAGACUGUGGUCAGUAUUUUUAAAUGCAUUCUGAAGACAAAAAGAAGAGAAGAGAAAGGCCUUGGCAAAGAAAAUGCCAAAUGUCCACAUUUAGCCUAAAAUUAUCUUAGUAAAAAUAACAGAAACUGCAGCAGAAGUGAAAAAGAACUAGAUGAAGGAUCCUUUAUGCAAUUAAUUUAAUAUUUGAAUUCAUUUAAAGUUCAUCUGGCAGAUGUGUGCUGCUGUCAGAAUCUGGCAGUAAAUACUGCCCGAUAUGUGUUUUGGUGCAAUGAACUUUUAAUAUAAUGAACUUUAUUUCCUUCUUCUGUCCAAUUCUGUUUGAAUGACAGAAAUAAGGAACCUUUAUUCUGUUCACAUGUGUCCUUUUCAUAAUGGAACAGUAGCUUUAAGGAAGCUGCCUUGCACAAUGGGACUUUCUAAGCAUUUCCCCCUUUUCUGCUACAGCUCCUUGCACCCUUGUUUUUUCUUAGUGUUUUCAGGCUGCAGAAAAAGAAGCUUUUUUCUUUUUACAUAAUAAGUAAAAUUAAUUUACAUAAAUUUAUGUAAAUUUUUAAUACGUAAUUUACAUAAUUUUUUUCUAAUACGUAAACAAAUCUGUGCAUUUAUAGAAAUAACACUGAUUUUUUUCUCUUUCCAAUGUUGGCUUUAAUUCUUCUCUGAAUAAAGAGCAUGCCAUGUAACCUUUGGCUGAAGCCAGAUUUGAGAGCUGAAGUUCUCAAAUUAUAACACAAUGACUGAAAUUCUAUUGGUGUUCAAAUAAGAUUUAUAUAAUUUGCUGCAGCUAAACGCAGCUAAUUUCCAAAGUACAACACAGUUAUGCAGUUAUACACAUGACCAGACCUGCAGUCAGGAUACACCUUGACACCUCAGCAAUUAGCUGUAAUGAACUGGAGCAAGUUAUGCAAAUCUUAUGGGAACACAAAUAGGAUUCUGAACUUCUUCACUCUGGCUACCGGCAGUAUGACGCUGGCAUUACUUUUUAUAUGUUAGUAUUAUUUUUCUUCUACGGAACAGAAAUCAUCACAACUCAAUUCUAUUUCUGCUUGCAAGACUGACUCAGUGAAAAGGAGAGUAGCAGAAAUUUUCAUAACGGAAUAGAAAAAGAUUAUGACCAAACAACCAAAGGCAAAAGUAACAACAGAAAUACGGUGGUACUUGUAAGACUGACACAUUUAUUUCAGUGUUAGCUUUCAGGAAUUAUUUUUCAAAGACAUAUAUUAUGAGAUUCAUUCUGUACAAAUGUUUUUUCCAUAAGGAGUGGAAAGGCUUCUUCAUUCAUGAAACUCAGAGGAAGGCAAAGCAAGACUAGGUAUCCACAACAGGUAGUAUCACCUUAGGAGUAGACGGAGGAAACACUUAAACCAAAUUUUAUGAAUGCUUAUUUAGAGGUAAGGCUCACUAUACUUUGUAGGGCUUUCUUUCAAAUAAAUAUACAUAGAAUUGAAGUAUUAUUUAUGUUUUAGUUGUAUACCAUUGUACAUUCCUGUAACAUAAAUGCCUGCUUGUUCUGUCUUAAGUAUUACAAUAAGACAAAGCAAAACAAAAAAGGUUACAAAAUGCUGAUCUGAUUCUAAAUUAUAACUCUACUUACCUAUAUUUUUUACAUUCCAUCGGACAAUUUAGGUUUGUCUUAAAUAAAACAGAUACUGGGAAGUAUCAGUAUAGUUUA